Messenger RNA from Engraulis encrasicolus (European anchovy), 1026 nucleotides. RefSeq lists its product as uncharacterized. Bases 40 to 765 code for a protein of 241 amino acids. The transcript has 6 exons. NCBI's taxonomy places the organism in Eukaryota, Metazoa, Chordata, Actinopteri, Clupeiformes, Engraulidae. The record is from RefSeq and is a predicted model, not a curated record. Gene Ontology annotation, molecular function: monoatomic cation channel activity. Gene Ontology annotation, cellular component: plasma membrane.
CAAAGCAGUGCCAUUCUGAGCUAUCUGCACUCAACCACCAUGCUUGACAGCAUGCUAAAGUCCCUGAACCACCAGAGAGGGUUGAAGUUGAAGUUGAUCAUCGUCUUCCUCUUCGCGGGACUGGAGCACCUGAUGGACGUGGUGUUUGUGUGUCCCUGUGACCCCACAUGGAACGCUUUGGCGUCUGCGCUCUUCUUCACCCUGCCUGCCACCAUCAUCUUCCUGCUGAUGCUGGUGAUGCAGUGCUCACCUCAACAGAAACACGGGACAAACGCCACACAGCCUGAAAACGGUGAAGGGUCAGACGACGCCCCAAGCGAACAGGAAGAAGCAGAUGAACAGACCUCACUCCUUCCUGGCCACACCUCAGUCAACUACUCUGGGACUCCUGCGGUCAUACACAGACUAGAGCAGAGGGAGGGCUGUUGUGAAAAGGUGAAGAAAGGCAUGUUGACAGUAGUCAUGGCGUUGGCGGUGCCGAUGCUCUGGGUGAUGAUGAUGUUCUUCGAGGGUCAGUUCUACGUGUGUGCUAGAACCAACUGGAGCGGACGAUUUGUCAAACUCAACGACACCUACGAGCACAUGUGGUGCAAGCCGGACCAAUCAUCUUCCAGAACUGAUAAGAUAAAGCGUUCGAUUGGCUACUACGUGGAGUCCCAGUGGGUCGGCUUGGUUUUGCUGUCGGCAUUAAUGCUCUACGUCUUCAUCUACACUAUCAAUGAAUGCUGCAAGAGGCAGAGGAACCGGAUACAACAGAAUGCUUAGAGCGCUGCAGGAAAUACAUACAACAUGCUUUGUAGCCGUUGCUGAAAAAAUGUGCCCAUUUAUUUGUUAAAUGAAUAUUUUUUAUGUAUGAUUUUCAUGCAAUAUUUUUGGUUUAAAAUAUGUAUAUUCUUAUUUUUUCUAUUUCAUAUAUAAUUAAAUGUAAAAUGGGUAAAAUGUGAAUUCAUAAUGAUGUGUAAUAGUGAUAUAGUGACUUGCACAGGCAGUCAUGUGACUAACGUUAUAAGCAGUUGGGAAGAUGUG